UAUAUAAAUGAAUCGAGCGGUCGACAGAUACAUACACGCUAGCCACUACACCAUAGGGAUUUGCAACUUUGCAAGCAAGCAAGAAAGCAGCUAGCUAGCGAGCUCGACCAUGGAUGAGUUCACUUUCCCCACUGUCCCGGGCGGGCAGUGCAAGCUCGCGCCGUUCCCUCCGCCGUGGUUCGUCGCCGCCGUCGCGGAGGAGGAGGACGACGGCAGCAGCGGCUCGCCGUGGGGCCGCGACGAGAGGAUGGACAUGCUGUGGGAGGACUUCAACGAAGAGCUCGCGCGCGCGCCGCCGGUGUGCCCUCUCAGCCCCGUGAGCAAGGGGGGCGGGCUGAUGGCGAUGACGAUGAUGAAGGAGGCCGAGUGGUUCUACAGCGACGGCGACGGCGAGGGCGACGACGGCGGUGUGGUCGAGGCGAGGAAGCGUAGUGGCAGUGGCAGGCACAUGGUGGUCCGGCGCCGGAGGUGGAGCCUGCUGCUGAUGUUCAGGCUGCUCAAGAAGCUCUUCCUGGUCAAGAAAUCCAGGAGCGGAAGAACCGCGUCAAUCUGAUCACACCAGAUGAGCUCCAGAAGUCAAUGCAGAAAUUAUUGGUGCGGUGCAUCAGUCACUACUCAGUAGUGUGUGCAUAGUUGAUACUACGUAUAUCAUAUACUCUACAUGUGUAAUUUUGCUUUUUCUCACAAGACUUCUUUUUGGCUGAAGAGUGUAUUCCUCUUCAUCAUCUUUCUCUUGUUUUGAUCAACUUGUUCUUCUUGGCAUCAGUAUAUUCCCAACUACAAACAA
Triticum dicoccoides is the source of this 787-nucleotide messenger RNA. RefSeq lists its product as uncharacterized. The transcript has a single exon. The record is from RefSeq and is a predicted model, not a curated record. NCBI's taxonomy places the organism in Eukaryota, Viridiplantae, Streptophyta, Magnoliopsida, Poales, Poaceae. The coding region runs from base 110 to 553 and encodes 147 amino acids.